Messenger RNA from Orycteropus afer afer, 808 nucleotides. It is a transcript of the gene PRADC1, whose product is annotated as protease associated domain containing 1. NCBI's taxonomy places the organism in Eukaryota, Metazoa, Chordata, Mammalia, Tubulidentata, Orycteropodidae. The record is from RefSeq and is a predicted model, not a curated record.
AGGUUGAAGUCCGACAAGGGACGCGCGGCGGGGCGCCGGGAGAAUCGCAGAGCCGGGCCGGGUCCUGGAAAUGCUCCUUGGGGCCGCUGGCUGGUUUUGUCUCGUGCUCUGUUUCCCCGCGUGCGUCGCAGCUCACGGCUUACGCAUCCAUGACUACUUGUACUUCCAAGUACUGAGUCCUGGGGACAUUCGAUACAUCUUCACAGCCACGCCUGCCAAGGACUUCGGUGGUAUCUUUCACACAAGAUAUGAACAGAUCCACCUUGUACCCGCCGAACCCCCAGAGGCCUGCGGGGAACUCAGCAAUGGUUUCUUCAUCCAGGACCAAAUUGCUCUGGUGGAGAGGGGGGGCUGCUCCUUCCUGUCCAAGACCCGGGUGGUACAGGAACAUGGUGGACGGGCAGUGAUCAUAUCUGACAACGCAGUUGACAAUGACAGCUUCUACGUGGAGAUGAUCCAGGAUAGCACCCAGCGCACUGCUGACAUCCCAGCCCUCUUCCUGCUUGGCCGAGAUGGCUACAUGAUCCGCCGCUCUCUGCAACAGCAUGGGCUGCCAUGGGCCAUCAUUUCCAUUCCAGUCAAUGUCACCAGCAUCCCCACCUUUGAGCUGCUGCAGCCACCCUGGACCUUCUGGUAGAAGACUGGUCCCACUUUCCAACCAUAAGCAACUCUGGGGUGGGGAGGAGAACCCUGGGAGUUCUGCUGUUUGGAAAUUGGGGAGAACAUUUAGGGAUGGGUGGGAACCAGGGAAAGGCUUGGGUCUUGACUAGGCUGAAGGAGGGAAGCCGCACCACUGGCCUUUCCUGCC